AAGAAUAUAGACCAUGUCGUACCCCACACAAUGAAAGUGGACUCUGUGUUCCUUAUACGGAGUGCUAUAUUCUACACGAAUGGAAUAAAAACUACGAUGCAUUGACGGUUUUUCGAGAGUAUUUACUUCGUGCAGAUUGUACCAGGAAUCAGGAUAAAACAUCCCAUUGGUGUUGUGAACCUGCAACUGUCUGGCGACCAACAACAGCAAUAGUUAAACAAAGAAUGCAAAAUACCGAACAUUUGUAUUUAAAUCCAAUACCAGAUUAUCAAGGUCUAUUGAACACAGCAGGUUUUGAUGUUCUAUAUCAAGAAGAGUGCAGCACAGGCACUGGAGAUGCCAUCGCCGAUGACAAUAUUACAAGGUUGACCGAAUUUCCAUGGAUGGCCCUAUUGAAAUAUGACGGACCAGCAGGUGAAGAAUUUCGUUGUGCUGGCUCAUUGAUAACGAAUCGAUUUAUUUUGACAGCAGCCCAUUGUGUGAAUGCGAUGGAUCCAAUCAUUGGUGUACGACUUGGUGAACAUGACACCUCGACCGUUGACGACUGCAUGCAAUUGGGCGCCAUUUUCGAAUGCAAUCCACCGGUGGAAGAUUUUCGUAUAGAAAAUAUCCUUUCACAUCCCGAGUACAGUAGAGAGGAUCAUAUCAAUGAUAUUGCCUUAAUAAAACUAGAUCGCAAGGUUCAAUUUAAAAAGCACAUUAAACCUAUAUGCUUGCCCAUUCAUUUGUAUACACCGACUGAAGAUAAUUUUUUCAUAGCCGGUUGGGGUCACACCAAAAAUGGUAAUAAAUCGGAUAUUCUUCUGAAAACACCAGUGAAACAACUACCUCUUUCGACAUGCAGUGAUAAAUAUUCUAUUCAACUCAGCGAUACUCGCCACUUAUGUUUCGGAAAGGAUAUAGGGGGUCAUAACGUAUGCGCCGCAGAUAGUGGUGGACCAUUAAUGCAUUUUGGACCCUACAAAGGUCAAAAACGUUUCAUACAAUAUGGGAUAGUGGCAGCGGGAAGUAAUGCUUGUAGCGCGACAGCAGCUUUGCCUGAUAUUUAUUUAUACGAAUGUUAGCUUCUUUAUGCCAUGGAUAACGCAUACUAUUGCUCUGCAAAACGAGUGAAUAACAAGGAUAUGAUAAGACGAG
Molecule: messenger RNA, 1137 nt
Organism: Musca domestica (house fly)
Lineage: Eukaryota; Metazoa; Arthropoda; Insecta; Diptera; Muscidae
Product: serine protease grass-like
Exons: 6
Coding region: 225-1064 (279 amino acids)
Biological process (GO): proteolysis
Molecular function (GO): serine-type endopeptidase activity
Source: RefSeq, a predicted model, not a curated record